GUUUGCUGGCACCCAAAUUCAAUCAUGUUGCGGCACGCACAAGCGGUGGCGACAACGUCGCAACUAACGCGGCGAUGGGGAGUGUCGUGGGGCGGCGCUCGGUCACGCUUUAGCAACUGGAGUUUCGUGUCUGGCAUGGUGUCGUUGCCGCAUCCAGAGAAGAAACAGGGCGAAGACUCUGCGUUUUGCACACCAACGGCACUGGGUGUGGCCGACGGCGUUGGCGGAUGGGCUCGAAAGGGCAUUGAUUCUGGCGCUUAUUCUCGCAUGCUCAUGGCUGCGUGUGAAUCCAGCACGUUGACGAAUCCCAAGGAUCGACUAACCGAAGCCUACCGUGCAACCAACGUACCAGGCAGUUCCACGGCGUGUGUCGUGCACUUGAAUGGCACGUCAUUAAGCACAAUCAACGUGGGCGAUUCUGGGUUCCUCAUGUGUCGGCAGCAGGGAGACAAUAAAUGGUCGCUAUUGUAUGCGUCGCCGUCCCAAUGUCACUAUUUCAACUGUCCAUUCCAGCUCGGCAUGGGUAGCCGCGACACUCCCGAGCACGGCGACGUCCAGACGCUACCCGCGCAGCCCAACGAUCUCGUGUUGGUGGCCACGGACGGCCUCUUUGACAACUUGUCGACGCCCCACCUUCUCGAGCUGUUGAACCUCAUUUCUGCUGAAAGCCUCGUGCAAGGCCACGACGCGGUACAAGCCAUGGCCUUUAUGGCGACGACAGUGGGGGACGUCGCCCAUGACGUGGCGAAAUCGCAUACCCGGCUCACGCCGUUUGCGUUGGCCGCACGCCAAGCCGGCUACAAGGACACCGCCGGAGGAAAGAUGGACGACAUCACGGUCGUGGCGGCGCUCGUCCAGGAGUAGAGUUCAGAAAAAGUCGAUUAUGUAUAUUAAUACAAGCUUGUAAUGCAACAACGAUGUCGCCCAUUGUGGUUCAGUCGGCCAAACACCUCAAACCCAUCCGAAGAGCACGACAGACGCGACGACGGUGGUGGUUGGAAGCCAAUGGCCUGCCGCCCAAGACGUUGUCGUUGCCAAGGGCGCAGCUGUCGCGGUGUCGUCGCUAGUCGCCGUGGUCACUGGAACGGACACCGGCUCGAUCGUAGUGGUUGUGGGCGGCUGGCACGAGGCCACCACGCGGCGGAUCAUAAAGUCGAGUGACACAGGAGCACUGUUCGGCACCGCCACGGUGCAAUUGGGCAAGUCCAGUGCCACGAGCGAGUUGAGGGCGGUCGUGCACGUGGGCUGCGUACACAACGCCUGCGUCUGCUCGGCCGUGGGGUACGACACGGGGGGAACCAGCGGGUAUUUGCUGUCGGUCGUGCAGUUUUGAAUGUCUGCCAAGUACGGCAGAAACACCAGCGCGACAGUGGGGUAGUCGCAAGGCUUGUUGCCUUCCAAGAGGUUCAGCAUGGGGGGUUGAGUGUCCACAAUCAUGUUGUCGUUUUGUCGUUGGGACGUUGCGACAGACAUCAACAACACGAGCAGCGCGGAUUGAAGGAAGAUGGACAUGUCGAAUGUAG
Molecule: messenger RNA, 1523 nt
Organism: Aphanomyces astaci
Lineage: Eukaryota; Oomycota; Saprolegniomycetes; Saprolegniales; Verrucalvaceae
Exons: 7
Coding region: 25-864 (279 amino acids)
Source: RefSeq, a predicted model, not a curated record